Messenger RNA from Haliotis rubra (blacklip abalone), 1813 nucleotides. RefSeq names its product dehydrogenase/reductase SDR family member 12-like. Lineage: Eukaryota; Metazoa; Mollusca; Gastropoda; Lepetellida; Haliotidae. The record is from RefSeq and is a predicted model, not a curated record.
CACAACGUACUUCACAUCAGAUCGCAGGCACGGUUGGUUUGUUGAAGUUGAAGAGUGACCGAACUAACGAUAAGCACCUUAAGAUGUCAUUCUUCAGAAAUGCAAUCUGGUUUAUGAAAGGAUUGAAAGAAUAUACAAAAUCCGGGUAUGCCUCAGCCUGUAAGGCGUUCAAUGCUGGUGACAUGGAGGUUGAUGUGACAGGGAGAAGUUUCAUGAUCACGGGUGCAAACAGUGGAAUUGGAAAAUGUGCAGCUAUUGCUAUUGCAAAGAAAGGUGGGACUGUUCACAUGGUGUGUAGGGACAGCAAGCGAGGGGAGGAGGCCAAGGCAGAGAUAACUGAAGUGACUGGAAACCAGAAUGUUCAUCUACAUUUACUGGACAUGUCACAGCCAAGAGAAGUGAUAAAAUUUGCCUCCGAUUUUGAAAAAAAUACAGGAAAGUUGAAUGUUUUGAUAAACAAUGCUGGAUGUAUGGUGAACACAAGAGAAGUUUCAGAAGAUGGACUGGAGAAGAAUUUUGCCACAAAUUCACUUGGGACGUAUCUGCUUACUGCAUCUCUCAUUCCUCUGCUGUCACAGAGUGAAGACCCAAGAGUGAUAAUUGUGACAUCCGGAGGCAUGCUGGUACAGAAGCUGAAUGAGAAGGACCUGCAGUCGGAGAAGAUGUCCAAGUUUGACGGCACGAUGGUGUACGCCCAGAACAAGAGACAGCAGGUUGUGAUGACCGAGCAGUUUGCCAAAAGUCACCCACACGUCCACUUCUCCUGCAUGCAUCCAGGCUGGGCUGACACACCAGCGGUGAGAUCAGCCAUGCCUGACUUCUACAACAAGAUGAAGGACCGACUGAGGACAGCAGAGGAGGGGGCGGACACUCUCAUCUGGCUCGCUUUGGCACCGGCAGCGAUUAAACAACCCAGCGGGCAGUUCUUUCAGGAUCGGGUCGUAGUAUCCAAGCACCUGCCUCUAGCCUGGACAAAGUCCACAAGCCAGGAGGAAGAGGAACUCAUGACGAAACUGGCAGCAUUCAACUCACAGUUCAAGUCCCCAUUAUAACCUCAUAUACCCAUACUGAUAUACUGAAACUCAGGCUUGUGAUCAAGUGGGAGAGGUUAACUGUUUUGUCAUCCAGUCAUUGUCCAAAGCCAAUGAGCGACCUCAGUGCUACGAUGUCGUAAUCCUAUGUUAACGUAUGGGAGUUACGAACAUCUUAGUCCUUUGAUGUCAUUAGCCUAUGUUAACAUAUGGGAGUUACGAUCUUUGCGCUCUGAUCACUUUUUGAAACAGGACACAGGCCAUAUUGGUCAGCCUCACAGCGACUCAGGGAUACAACAUGCAUCAACAGAGUCUGCAAGCCAGCAAGUUUUCUUCAAACUCAGACAACAAUAUUGCAGUUGUUGCGUGCCUUCAGGCCUUACUACCAUGUACUAAUGUGUUCUGUCAGUUUGCUGAAAUAUUUUCUUUCAGUAGUUUCACGAUAGAUAUGACAUAUACUUAUCUGUGCACAUUGUAGGCUGUUCAUCUGUAUUGUAUGUAUUAGUUGAGAUAACAAGAAUCAACUGUAGUUGAAAUCAUGUGAAUAGUACACAGAACUCUGGGAACUAUUGGUGUUCUGGAUGUUUAUGACAUUUAUUACCUCAGUGGUGUUUACAGGGCAUUAUCACUGUAUGUAUACCUCCCAUGUUAUAUGUAAUCUUAUGCAUAGACAUGCCUGAUUUAUCCUUGUUGCUCAUGUUUGUAUUGGUUUUUGUAUAUAUUGUUAUACACUCAGAUAAAAUUGAUAUUUAUAGAAUAAAAACUUUACUAACAAGUCCUCA